AUGACAGACCGCAAAGGCUUCACAGCCAGCAAUGGCUCAAUUGAAUCAAAUGCCAGAAACCUCAAACAAAUCCAUCGGCAGAUCGACACUCGCAUUCUCCUCUGGUACUCCUUUGUCUAUCUCAUCAUGCGCGUCGACGUAACCAACAUCUCCAACGCAGCCAUCAUCAACAUCGAAGAGGGGAAUGGCAUUAAAAAGGAAUUGGGGAAUCUGACUAGUAGUCAGUGGGCCUGGGCAUUGAGUAUUUUCUAUUAUCCGUAUUUAUUCUUUGAACCGGCAUCGACGGUGCUGUUGAAGAGAUGGUCGCCUUCGGUGUGGAUGUCGAGGAUUAUGAUUACUUGGGGCAUUAUAUCAAUGUGUCAAGGCGCAACGACCAACUACGCCGGUAUACUGGCAACACGCUUCUUCCUCGGUCUGGCCGAAGCAGGCUUUUAUCCUGGUGUUUUAUUCCAUCUCAGCUUCUGGUAUAAUCCAGACGAAUUGCCCCUUCGACUGGCGUUUUUCUAUGCGUCGGGUGUGUUUUCGGGGACGAUUAGUGGGUUACUUGCGUAUGCUGUUUCAUUCAUGAACCAGGCUGGCGGAUUGUCUGGUUGGAGAUGGGUGUUUAUUCUAGAAGGUAUACCGGCUGUUCUAUGCGGUGUAUACACUUACUUUUAUCUUCCAAACUACCCAGAAACAUCCCCCCUUCUAUCUGAACCAGAGAAAACCCUCCUCCUGGAGAACCUCCCUGACACUGCCCCAAAUAUGUCCGCCAAAACCUUCAACUGGAAAGAGGUAAAGACACUCCUGUCUGAUCCGACCUUUCUUUCGUUCAGUUUACUCUGGAUAACACAUGGGAUUGGCGGGUGGGGAAUCUCGUUUGUGCUUCCCACGGUGAUUUAUGAGUUGGGCAUGACGGAUACGGCUGUUUCGCAGUUGAUGUCGAUGCCACCAUCGAGUCUGGCGUUCAUCGUACUUAUCAUUCUGGGAUAUUUUAUCCGAAAGGGGUGGUGGGAUUGUUGGGUUGUUGCUGUUGGAUUGGAACUUAUCUCGAUAAUCAGCUAUAUCAUACUAAUAACAGUCGACACGCCAGUGGUGAAAUACAUCUUCGUCAUGAUUGCCAAUGCGGCGGCGAGUUGUGUGUAUCCGGUUCUUUGGCCUGAACGAAUUCGAGCAGCCAAGGGAACGACGUCUGCUGCUAUUGCGAUUGGAACUACGAAUGCCUGUGCACAAUUAAUGGGUAUCGUUGGGCCACAGGUCUAUCAGUCCAAGUUUGGGCCUUCGUAUAGAGUGAGUUAUGGAACUUCGAUUGGGCUGUUGGCUGGUGCUAUUUUGUUUAUAGGUGCUAGUUGGGGUUCUUUCUGGCUAGAAGUAGCUAAAGUGCAUUAUUCUCCAUCCUGAUUGCCGAUCCGGCUGAAGCUUAGCUCUAGCGAUAGUCGAGCCAUUAUCUUCUCUUAGUUUCACUUUGGAUUUCUUCACUUAACGUGCAGGGCGAGUUGGUUGUCAUUUGGAAGGGCUGAGUAAAUUUUCGAGGAUUCAUUAUUUGGGCCAGUAUAGAAACAACAUAACUAGCAACCAAAUUCGUCAUAGGUUCUCUACCAAAAGGACGGGAGAGUGUCUUCGAGGC
Molecule: messenger RNA, 1606 nt
Organism: Aspergillus wentii DTO 134E9
Lineage: Eukaryota; Fungi; Ascomycota; Eurotiomycetes; Eurotiales; Aspergillaceae
Exons: 11
Coding region: 1-1380 (459 amino acids)
Biological process (GO): transmembrane transport
Cellular component (GO): membrane
Molecular function (GO): transmembrane transporter activity
Source: RefSeq, a predicted model, not a curated record